Messenger RNA from Trichoderma aggressivum f. europaeum, 1035 nucleotides. RefSeq lists its product as uncharacterized. The coding region runs from base 1 to 1035 and encodes 344 amino acids. The transcript has a single exon. The record is from RefSeq and is a predicted model, not a curated record. Lineage: Eukaryota; Fungi; Ascomycota; Sordariomycetes; Hypocreales; Hypocreaceae.
AUGGCGACGGCAUCAUCCAGCCCUCCUCCCGGCUUCGUCACCCUCUCCGCUCUAGACGCCGGCCACCUCUCCCUCCCCGAACACAUGUUCGUCAACGACGCAGACCCCGUAAAGAAGAACCUCGUCCCGUCUCUCUCGUUCCUCAUCCGCCACGCAUCGCCAGACGGCAGCGUCACCAACCUCGUCUUCGACCUCGGCGUCAAGCGCGACUUGAACUACACGCCCGCCCAGCAAGACGAGCUCGACAUCUGGAGGCCGCUCAUCACCGAGACCGACUGCGCCCAGAGCCUGCGCAACGGAGUCGCCGAUGCUCCUGGCGCCGCGGGCAACGGCGUGCUGCUCGAUCCUACCAAGGACAUUGACUACAUCAUCAUCAGCCACGCUCAUUGGGAUCACACUGGCACGCCCUCGGACUUCCCCACGGCAACGUUUGCUGUGGGAUCCGGAACGCUGGAUCUCUUCAAGAACGGCGCCGGGCCGGCGUAUCCAUCGAUUUUCUUCAACAAGGACGAACUACCGGCUCUACGCACCGUCGAGUUCCCUCCCCUCGUACGCACGGGGACAUACGGAAACGAGCCUUUUGCACCAAAACACACGCCACUCCCGUCAAACACCCAGGCUAAGCCUCCCGCAGCUGCUUCUUCGUGGGCCUGGAAGCCGUUUGGCCAUCUCCCCAACACGCUCGAUUUCUUCGGUGACGGCAGUCUCUACGUGGUUGAUACGCCAGGCCACAUCUAUGGCCAUGUGAAUCUGCUGGUUCGACUGGGGGAGCGAAGAUGGGCGUAUCUCGCCGCAGACUGCUGCCACGACAGACGGUUGGUGACGGGCGAAAAGCAGAUUGGCUUGUACGACGACGGCCACGGCGGGUUGAGGAGCAUCCACACUGAUACGGAAGAGGCACGCAGGUCUCUGGAGAGACUGAAAACGUUUUUGAAGAGUCAUCGUGCCGAGGGGAACGAGGUGGAGCUUAUUCUGGCACAUGAUUCUGUGUGGAGGAAAGAGAAUGCGCAUGCGUGCUGGCCUGGAAAGGUAUAA